GUUGGAGGACAGCUCAAUCACUGCGGGGUAGAUACGCGAAGUUACCCUCAAACAGACCUUAUCCUGCAUUUCAAGUGCAUUUCUGCGGAUUUUGGUGUAUAUCAGGCCUUAGAGUAAUUGUUAAAAAUGAGCACCUUAGUCCUUGGAUUAGUCUUCUUUCGUCCUCAGAAUGAGAGACAUUACGGUGCCUGAGAAUGCCAGCAGGUGAAAGUGAAGACCGGGCAAAGACCCGGGAGAGAUUCAAUGAAGUGUUGAAGAAAUACAGUGAACCAGACAAGAGGAAGUCGAAGAAGAAAAGCACUGAAGCAAAGGAGACUAUUGUGCUCCAGAAUCUAAAAAAGAAUCUCAACCUUGAGAAGGACACAGAAGAUGAUGAGACCAUCCUCCAGAAUACGUAUGAUCCUGAACAUGGCAGCCCUCGCUUCACCAAGAACAAAAGGAGAGAAAAGGAAAUUGCAGAAAAGGUUAAUGUCAACAACAGCAGGAACCAAGAGGAGAUUAAAACACCCAAAGCUAAGAAGAAGAGUAAGAGAGACCUUCCCUCCCUUCCUGCACCUGAGGACAUCAUAAGUUACAUUGAGAAGGAUGCAGAUGCUUCAAAAUCUGAGGUUGCUUUGGACUCGGAUGAUGUUGGUGGUGGAAAAGAAUCAAAGCGGAAAAGUAAGAAGGGAAAAAGUAAAAAAGAUACAGAGGCUAAAGCAGAGAGUCAGGUGGAAGAUGCAGAGGAUAAGCUGCUGCAUGAAUACCAGCAGCAAAUAGCACAGGAGGAGGAGAGGACUUUUAAGAAGACGAGGGUCAAAGCCGAAGACGAGAGCGUUGUCUCACAAAAUGUUACGCUGAACAAUGAUGUGGGGAAGAAGAAAAAGAAAAAGCUGAAAUCUGUAGUCACAGAGUCAGAUGUGGGGGAUCAAGAUGAAGAGGCAGCUCAGGAUGCUGAUGUGGAAAACGAAACAGAAUCCAAGGGAAAGAAGAAAAAGAAGAAGAAAAAGCACGUUGUCAAAGAAGAGAGUGACACAGAGCCAGAAGCACCAGAGAAACCAACAUUUGAUGACAGCCUUGUUCUGGCAGUGUUUAUCCACAGAGCAGAUCACCUCAAGACGGGCAGACUGAUCUCACACCCCAUGGUGAAGGUCCAUGUUGUUGAUGAAAACACGGGACAAUAUGUGAAGAAAGAAGACUGCCACAGGCAAGUCUCCUCGUUUUAUGAACAUGAAAAUGUCGACCACAUUAUCCCCAUCAUGACUCAGCCUUUUGAUUUCAAGAAGAACAAGUCAAUCAUCCCAGAGUGGCAGGAACAGAUCAUCUUCAACGAGCGAUUUGGUUACUUUGUUCAGCAAAAUGAAGACAGCCCCAAAGUCAUACUCCUCUUUGAAAUCCUGGAUUUUGUAACUAUGGAAGAAGCAAGAGCCAAUGUUGACGUCGACAAGCACGAGCGAGGAUUCAAGAAGAUUGCAUGGGCGUUUCUCAAGCUUGUUGGCACAAAUGGCGUGCUGAAUAUUGACAGCAAACUUCGCCUCCAACUCUUCUGCCCUCCACCUCGGGCAAAGAGACAACCUAAAACGGUGGAGGUGGUUGAGUGGUGGAGGAAGCACCCGAGAAUCAAAUACGCAUCCACCCUUUAUGUUACAGUGAAAGGCAUUAAACUCCCUGAACAUGUGGAUCCAAGUAUCCGAUCUAUGAUGGCACUGCAGGAAGAGAGAGGCAGCACCUCCUACAGUGAACUACAGAAUGAAGUCACCAAGAGAACCCUGACACAACCUCUGGACAGCAAACCGCCUGUCUUGAGAUGGAGCAGGCUGCCUGGUCAGAUCUGUCGGAUUCCUAAUAAGUCUGUGCUGAUGUUCCGUGGUGGUCAGAUGGGCUGCUUCACGGUACUCUUCUCUCAUGCUGGAACUGUAUUGGCUGCUGCUUGUGCUGACAGAGAUGCUUUCCCUGUUGUAGUGUAUGAGAUUCCUUCUGGCAAGGUUUUGGCUGCCUUCAGUGGCCAUCUGAAAAUAGUUUACGAUCUCUGCUGGUCCAGAGAUGAUCGGAGCCUUUUGUCAGCCUCCUCAGAUGGAACUGUGAGAGAGUGGAACGUGGAGAAGCUUCAGGGAACAGCCCAGAAGGUUCUCCCUCACCCCUGCUUUGUGUAUUGUGCUCAGUACCACCCCACAUCCCAGAACCUGGUGGUCACUGGGGGCUACGACGGUCUGGUUCGAGCGUGGAGGCUCGAUGUCAGCGAUGUGAACGGUCAGCUGCUGCAGGAGUUUGAGGGUCACAGCAGUUUCAUCAACACCGUUUGUUUUGACUCUGAAGGAAGGAGAAUGUUCUCUGCAGACAACAAGGGCUUAAUCAUCGUGUGGAAAACGUCAGUAAGUGAGAGCAGACAGCGGCAGCAGCCAUCCCACAACUGGUGCAUAGAGAAGAAAAUUGAUGAGAGCGACCUCAGCGGUGUCCCCAUCAACAUGCUGCAGCUCCAUCCAAACGGGCGGUGUCUGCUCAUACACGCCAAAGACAGCGUUCUGAGGAUGAUGGAUUUGAGAAUUCUGGCUGUAAAGAAGUACACUGGAGCCACAAACUACAGAGAGAGGAUUUACAGCACUUUUACUCCAUGUGGGAACUUCAUCUUUUCCGGCAGUGAGGAUGGGAUGGCGUACGUCUGGAAUACCGACACAGGUGACCAGGUUGCUGUGUACUCUGAGCUUUGUUACCGCACCGCUCUCCACGGCGUCGCUUUCCAUCCUCACGAGAACAUGGCGGCGUUCAGUGCCUUCGGUCAGAACCAGCCUAUCCACGUGUACCUGUACAAUCGUAAAGUUUCCCAGCUGGAGGUGCACAGUAUAAAAACGGCGAGCAUGUUGACUUCUACAGACACCAAAACCGUCAGAAACACUCCAGACCCUCCAGCCUUGCAGGACACAUCUGCAUCUUCAGCCAUGGAUGACUUUGCUCACGCAGCAAGACUUGCACUGAAAAUGCAGAGUGUCAAGGAACAGCUGGAUUCUGUUCUAGAAACGCAUCACAGAUCUUCAACGUCUGGAUUGAUCUAUGAGCCAGACAGAAUGAGCAUGACUCACACGGGGAGGAGCUUUACAUCAGACACUGGCAUGACGGGAUUAAACGCCUCACUGCCGCCUCCAUCUCUGCUGUCGCCGCACUCCAAGCUGCAGCUCUCUGGUUCUCUAGCGGAGCAGCUUAUUCCUCAGGCGGCUCUGAUCACACAAAACCGCGGGUUCAUGCCAGUGGCUCAGCGUUUAAAAGGAGCUUCAUCUUUGAGGACCCUCCCUGACAACAUCUCUUCAGGCUCAAAUGUGGAAACAGACUCUGCCCCUGUUCAACAAGUAGUUGUUUGCCUGUACGACUACAGAGCCAAUCGGUCGGAUGAACUGACAACACGUCGCGGCGACGUCAUCCAAGUGCUGUACAAAGACAACGACAACUGGUGGUUUGGACGUUUGGUCAACGGGCAGCAGGGAUAUUUUCUUGCUUCUUAUGUUGCAGAUCAGAGAGAUUUCAAUGAAGAGUUCAGUCAGUCUGCAGAGGCACAGGCAGCUUUGUCAGAGGGGACUAUUGACAGGUCGACACCAACCAGGGUAUCUGCUGCAAUUAGUUCUUCUGGGGAACUCAGGUUUCUUUCUGAGCCGACCCUCUCUGACACCGAGCCCGAGCUGACUGACGCCAGGACUAGAAGGAAAAAGAAGGUGAAGAAGCCAGGAGUCCCUGCAGCUUCUUCUCAGGCCACAUUUUCAGAUGCAGAUGCUUUGGGCUCCAUAAGCAGCAGGAGGAGAGUCAGAUCGACAGGCAGACCUCUGCCCAAGAGGCCGACGGGUCAGACCAACGGUGCCUUUGAGCCUGAUGCAUAAAGUCAUGAACACGCUAAUUCUGUGUGCACACGCAGAAUCCAAUCCUGUCUUGCAAGCUUGUUGUAUUUUUUCUCUUUGGUUCUUAGAUGCUUUUUUUGUAAUAUUUGAACAGCCACUAUGUUUGUAUUCUGUAUUGUAUUUAUCAGUUUGCUCAGUAAAUUUGUUUUAUAAAGAUUUUUGCUCACAUCAAGAAUGCAUAAAUGCUGUCAACUCUUUUUGUAUGUUUUACAGUUAAAGUAAUUCAUAUAUGAUGAUUGGAAAUCAGCUGUUACACAUUGCUGUUGAUAUAGGAUAAAAAACAUCUGUAUUAUUAGACCUAUUUUUACAGCCUGUCGGAGAUUCGUAUAAGACACUUCACAACAUUAAAAGUAUUAUUCAAUUAA
Molecule: messenger RNA, 4225 nt
Organism: Acanthochromis polyacanthus (spiny chromis)
Lineage: Eukaryota; Metazoa; Chordata; Actinopteri; Pomacentridae
Gene: ahi1
Product: Abelson helper integration site 1
Exons: 27
Coding region: 195-3842 (1215 amino acids)
Biological process (GO): motile cilium assembly
Cellular component (GO): ciliary basal body
Molecular function (GO): protein binding
Source: RefSeq, a predicted model, not a curated record